GCGGCCGCGCAGUGUCCGGGAUCCAGGCCUGCCAGGGGUUGUGCGCGCGGCCGGCCGGCUCUGCCCGCUCCCGUGUCGGCUCCCGAGCGGGGCCUCACUCGGCCCCCUCCAUGUGACGGCGCCUCGUGGAGCCUGAGUGAGCAGCGGGUCCGUGCGGAGCCGGAGGCGGGAGGAACAUGACAUCCCGGAGAUGGUUUCACCCCAAUAUCACUGGUGUGGAGGCAGAGAAUCUCCUGCUGACCCGAGGAGUCGAUGGCAGUUUCUUAGCGAGGCCCAGCAAGAGUAACCCUGGAGACUUCACUCUGUCUGUUAGAAGAAAUGGAGCCGUUACCCACAUCAAGAUUCAGAACACUGGGGACUACUAUGACCUCUAUGGCGGGGAAAAGUUUGCCACCUUGGCUGAACUGGUCCAGUAUUACAUGGAGCAUCACGGGCAGCUGAAAGAGAAGAAUGGAGAUGUUAUUGAGCUCAAGUACCCACUGAACUGUGCAGACCCUACCUCUGAAAGGUGGUUCCACGGUCACUUGUCUGGAAAAGAAGCAGAGAAGCUGCUGACAGAGAAGGGGAAGCAUGGCAGUUUCCUCGUCCGGGAGAGCCAGAGCCACCCUGGGGACUUCGUCCUCUCCGUCCGCACUGGUGAUGACAAAGGGGAGAGCAAUGACAGCAAGUCCAAAGUGACCCAUGUCAUGAUCCGCUGUCAGGAGCUGAAAUAUGAUGUUGGUGGAGGAGAGCGCUUUGACUCUUUGACAGACCUGGUGGAGCAUUACAAGAAGAACCCCAUGGUGGAGACACUGGGCACAGUCCUGCAGCUCAAACAGCCCCUCAACACAACUCGUAUUAAUGCCGCUGAAAUCGAAAGCCGGGUUCGGGAGUUAAGCAAGCUAGCCGAGACCACAGAUAAAGUCAAACAGGGCUUUUGGGAAGAAUUUGAGACUCUACAGCAACAGGAAUGCAAACUUCUCUACAGCCGAAAAGAAGGACAGAGACAAGAAAAUAAAAACAAAAAUAGAUACAAAAACAUCCUGCCCUUUGAUCAUACCAGGGUUGUCCUGCACGAUGGGGAUCCCAACGAGCCAGUUUCUGAUUACAUCAAUGCCAACAUCAUCAUGCCUGAAUUUGAAACCAAGUGCAACAAUUCAAAACCCAAAAAGAGUUACAUUGCCACUCAAGGCUGCCUGCAGAACACGGUGAAUGACUUCUGGCGGAUGGUGUUCCAGGAGAACUCUCGAGUCAUUGUCAUGACCACAAAGGAAGUGGAGAGAGGGAAGAGCAAGUGUGUCAAGUACUGGCCUGAUGAGUGUGCACUCAAAGAGUAUGGCGUCAUGCGUGUGAGGAACGUCAGAGAAAGUGCUGCGCAUGACUACACCUUACGAGAACUCAAACUCUCUAAGGUCGGACAAGCUCUACUCCAGGGAAACACAGAGAGAACCGUCUGGCAGUACCACUUUCGGACCUGGCCAGACCACGGUGUGCCUAGUGACCCUGGAGGUGUGCUGGACUUCCUGGAGGAGGUCCACCACAAGCAGGAGAGCAUCGUGGAUGCAGGCCCUGUCGUGGUUCACUGCAGUGCUGGGAUUGGCCGGACAGGAACGUUCAUUGUGAUUGAUAUCCUUAUUGACAUCAUCCGAGAGAAAGGUGUGGACUGUGACAUCGACGUUCCUAAAACCAUUCAGAUGGUACGGUCCCAGAGGUCAGGGAUGGUCCAGACAGAAGCACAGUACCGGUUCAUCUACAUGGCCGUCCAGCACUACAUAGAGACGCUGCAACGCAGGAUCGAGGAGGAGCAGAAAAGCAAAAGGAAAGGACAUGAAUAUACCAAUAUUAAGUAUUCCCUGGUGGACCAGACAAGUGGCGAUCAGAGUCCCCUGCCACCUUGCACCCCAACGCCACCCUGUGCGGAAAUGCGGGAGGACAGCGCUCGAGUCUAUGAGAACGUGGGCCUCAUGCAGCAGCAGAGGAGUUUCAGAUGAGCUUCGGGUGGCAGCGCGCAGAUGUGAACUUUCACCCCUUCCCUAAAAUGUCAAGAAUAGACGAGAAAGUUUCCAGGACCCGUGUUCAGAAGCUCGCCGGGGUUGACUGACUGCCUUUUGAGAAGCGAAGUUUGGAACCAUUUGAAAGAGCACGUGCCUAAUUGGCACCUCCUUUCCUCAGCUAAGGAGAAACUGCUCUGCGUUGUCGACAGUGCUAUUGUCAUGGAAUUGGUUUUGAAUUGUGAAGCAGCUAAAUUGUGCUCUGUAUUUUCUACAUUGUGGGACUCAAAUUCUAGUCACGGGCAGGAUUUUGUUUGUUUCUUUUUAUGACCUUAACAGACCUGUUAAGACCUGAUUUUUUUUUUUUUUCUUCCUUUCUCUUUGAGGAGUUAUGGGCUCCUUGUAAGAAGAAAGGAUUUAGGGAACUUCAGGCACAGCCUCCCCCAAAAUCAUUGUUCAUCUUGCUGCCCUUCAUGGGGCUCCCAGUGCCCUGGCUGGUGGCUGCUUAGGGUCCCUCAUCAUCACAGAGACUCACUGUUUAGUUCCAGGGACCCCAGGGACUGGGAGGGUUGCAUCUGGCGAGGGCCUCUGACUGUGCCACACUGGAUGGGGGACAUGAAGGUGGCCUCUCGUUUAUGGCCUGAGCCCACCACACCUUGAGCAGCCCCUUAGCAUCUCUCUGUCAACACCAUGGCACUGGGGAUCCUGUGCUUCCUGCAGAUACGUGUUGGGGCACAUUCAACACAGACUGACCUGGUCAAGGACAGUUCACGUUUGGUGGCUUCUUUUCUUUAGUGAAAUGACCGUUCAGUCAUUGUAUUAGAGGGUCAAGGGAUAGGGAUAGGAAGUCAUGGUUCAAAGGCCCUGGGAACUGGCGUGUGAGAAGUCUUUCCUCUGAAGAUGGCUCCUUGGCUUCAGGUGUGGACAGUGAAGCUGUUCUGGGAAAAGCCACCAUGUUGUCUGUGUACUGGAGUAUUGGUAAGAUCCCUGGGUGAGCAGUAUUUGGUCCUCACUUGCCCCCCACCCCCAUUCUUCAGUACAGCAAGUCUGACCUGGGUUUCAUGAGCCCCUCUGUCCUGUGAGGGUCACUUGGGAAGUUGGCAACAUGGUCAAGACACUGGGCUUCUGUUUUAAUGUGGUGUUUUCCACGUCUCUUCUCCUGGGUGUCUGUGUAGACAGAUGGCUGGGUCCUUAAUGUGUCCCCCAAGUUGCAAAGGCAGAAGUGGCCAGGCCUUCUUCAGACUCAGGCCUGGAGCGAGCAUGACUUUUUCCGUGGCUGCUAUGAGAGAAUCAGGCUCAGCCCAAGGUGUGGAGUGGUGGUCCCAUGCUCUGGGGCCACCAGUCUGUCAGAUAGCCCCAGCCCGUGCCAUAGAAGCAAGUGGCUGUAGUUAGCAAGAGCCCAGGCUGCUUAUAGUAGCUGGUGUAAACUGUGUGUCAGAUGAGAAAUGUACAGCAGGCCUUCUAGAAGCUUCUGAGUCAGCUUUUCUGUCACCACAUGUGUGCUGUACCAUGCCCCUGAAGACUUGGUGAGUGAGUAGAUGGGAGCUCAUUCUCCGGCGCCUUGGCUGAGGGUGAAGUGGGGCAGUCUUGGCCAGGCCUCCUGUCAGUUCCAGUCAGAUGCUUUUGCCCUAGCCAAACAGCAGGAUCUGCUAAUGUUCUGCCGUAAGUGCCUUCUCCAGAGCUGUCCCUCUGCCCGAGUGUUGAUCCUCGAGAGCACGUCUCGACGAGAGCUUCCAGAUUCGAUGCUCAUGACCAAGCACUGGCACAGGCUCCACCUGCACUCUUCUUGCUUCAGUUCCUGAAAGGAAGGACUGGACCUGCCCUGCAGCUGCCCUUUCUGGGGCCUCCUACUCCCUGGUAGCCUGAGGUAGUUGGGGAGCACAGGGGCCACCAUUUCCUUAGAGCAUGUGCAUCCAUCCUUGUCCUUCUCCGCUGAAUUCAGUUGCUUCAGAGCACACCGUGGCCUGGCCGGAAUGUGGAGACUGCUGUCUUCUCGGCGAGCCCGCAAUGAAAUCAGUCAGUGUUCACAGCCGGGUCCCAGAUCCCAUUCUUUAUAGCACAUUGUCACAGUGAACUAUGUUGGGUUGUUGCUAAUAUCAAGACUCUGGACUUGGAGGGCAGAGUUUAUCACCAGCACACAGAGGUUAGCUGAGCAGCUGUUCUACUGAGCUAACAUUUCUACCUGCAGCUUGAGAUCCUGGAGCAGAGAGACCUGUGGUUGGCCCGUGUUCAGCACAGCAAGUGGUUUCCUUCGGAUUCCCUCCUAGAAUCCAGUCAGUGGCCAUCCUCCCGGGUCUGUCAGUGUGAUGGAAGGUGGUCGCAGGGUCUCAGGAGGGCGCUCUGUGUGUUGGUGUGUUGUGGAGUCUGGAAAGAGGAGGUGUGGAUUUGAAACAGUGGGGUGAAAGUUGCACAGGUGGUUCAUGAGCAAGUCAUGGCACAGGGCCAGCACUGAGCAGACGACAUGUGACACACAUGGUCCCCUCACUGCUGAGCCUUUUAAAUUAGAAGCAUAGGAUUUUGUACUUGGGGAGGGGUGGGGUGGGGAGAUUGUCUAGCACAUGGCCUUGGUUUCUAGAAAGCUUCACUUGAGAGUAUUAAUGCUUGUCACACGGUGUGCGGCCUUCCUGAUGCCCCAGGCUGCCUCUGCCAUUGCAGUUGGUGCCUUUCUAAUGGGAAACUGGGGCUGGGAAACAGUACCGCCAGCAGCUCAGAGGUGCUCAGCAUUGUUUCCAGGGGUUUGCUGGGGGUUCAAGAGAGCAUGAGUCCUGUUUUCCUGCAACAGGACCGAGGUAGGUGCACUCGGGAGGGAAACACACAGGUAGAAGUGUGGGCUCUGCUCCUGUUGAUUGUCUGGGGACAUUUUACAUCGUUUCAGAUGCCUGUCAUAGGGUCUGCGCUAGCCUACCGUUUUGUUGAAUCUCUUCCCCUUCUUGGAAAGAAACUCCCGAGUAGAGUUUACUGCAUCUCCCAUCGCUAGCAGCUCUGCUCUUGCAGAGUUUUCGGGACACAGCAAAGCAGAGAGCAGCUCCUGUCGGUGCUGUAGAACCUGGCUGUGCAUCAAAGUAGUUUGACAACUUCCCCUCCUAAACUUCAAUCAUGGGAUUAAUAAUAUACCUGUUUAUUUAUGACCUAAUUGUGACUCUUAUUACUAAAAGCUAGUGGGAAAGGCCCAUCCAAGAAGCUAGUGACUAGACUCACGCUUAGCUUUCCCACAGCAUAGGAAGCAUCAGGCAGAGUAUUAAAGAAAUAUAAUAUUUUACUGAUAAACCUGUCCUUUAAAAGGAACGUGUUUUGGGUGUCAUCAUUUUGGUGUGAAUCAUGUAAGUGUUGGCUGUUUGCUGUGUAUUACACUUUAGUGUCAGGAGACGCACUCAGCGGGCUUCUGCCCACGCAUAUCGUGUAGUCUGCGGAUUUUUAAGCGACAUUAACAGAAUAGUUUGUGUAGAGAAACCUCAAGCUGUUGCCUCCCCACCUGCGUCAUGAGUGUAUGUGCAUCCGGGUAUCAUCAGAGGCAGUGUAUUUGUGAGCUGUCUGGAACUAAAAGUGAGAAUAAAACCAUUUUCUUGUA
This is a messenger RNA of Rattus norvegicus (Norway rat), 5538 nucleotides long. RefSeq names its product protein tyrosine phosphatase, non-receptor type 11 (gene Ptpn11). Gene Ontology annotation, cellular component: cytoplasm. The record is from RefSeq and is marked validated. Bases 177 to 1970 code for a protein of 597 amino acids. Lineage: Eukaryota; Metazoa; Chordata; Mammalia; Rodentia; Muridae. The transcript has 16 exons. Gene Ontology annotation, molecular function: protein tyrosine phosphatase activity.